Molecule: messenger RNA, 7548 nt
Organism: Astrephomene gubernaculifera
Lineage: Eukaryota; Viridiplantae; Chlorophyta; Chlorophyceae; Chlamydomonadales; Astrephomenaceae
Source: the annotation of a GenBank genome assembly
CUUUGCUGUCGAGAAACCAUUGUGUAGGAUUUUAUAUUGUGUUUUCAGACCCAGUUGAUAGCGCUACCGUACUUUACCCUGGAAAAAACACUUGAGCGCGGCCUUUACGUGGGAAGCUUGCAUACACGAUAGGAAGUUGGUAGACAUAUUUUACUCGCCUGUUUAAUUUUGCUUCUGGGUUCUCAGCUGGGCACACCGGCCGCGGUCAAAGCCUACAAGGAUAAACCAUUUUGGACUUGUGCUUCGGAACACCCGUUACCUAUUACAGCUAGGCAACAGGCCUUGAUCACAUCAGGAGUCUGCACCACGCGCCCUGGCUCGUCCAGCAAUUGCCCAUGCAAGCCCUGUCGGGCUAACCACCCGUCAGCCAACAGCAGUAGACGCGGACAUGGCCGCACGACGGCGCUACAAAUCAUAAAAACCCUUUGGGCUGCACGCCAGCCGUUGCCGUGCGUGACAGAUAACCGGCAGCGGUUGGUCCCGCGGCAUCGCCAUGUUGCGGCCCCAAGCAGACCAUGUGAGGGAGCUGAUGGGAGUGGUCGACCCCACUUCCACAGCGGAGCGCAAGGCCGCCUCCAAGGCUGCCAAGGCCAGCUACGCCGCGGAGCUGCAGGCGCAGAUGCGCGCCAACGAGGAGGCCAAGCAGCGCGAGCGGGCGGAGCGGAUGGGGCUGGUGCGGCCGCCGCCGCUGCAGGCUCCGCAGGCGCAGGUGCCGUACGGUGCGGGCAGCCCUGGCGUAGCCCCCAAGGACAGCAGCCAGGGCGGCGGCCUGCCCAGCUACGGAAGUGCGCCACCGCCCUACGCGCCAGCGCCAGUCUACUCGCCCACGGGACCUCCGGGAGCUCCGGGGCUGGCAGCGCCGGCCGGACCGUGGAGCCAGCCGCCGCCCUACCAGCCGGCCCCGCCGGGACCUUCGCCCUUCCAGCAGCCGGCCUACCAGCCUUCAGUCGCGGCGCCGCAGCCCUUUGCCGGAUCCUUCGGCAUGCCCUCUCCGGGCUACUCCGCUUCCCCGCCGGCGCAGUACAUGCCACCCGGUGCCGCAGGCGGCUACGGCCCUCCUCCUCAAGCCCUCAAUUACGCCAGCAGCGGCGGCUACGGCCCUCCCGCCGCACCCCCGCUCCAAGCAUUGCCGCAGCCGCCGCUGCUGCCAGGCCCCGUGCCGCCUGGGGGCCUGGGCCCUAACACCAUGCGGCGCAUGGAGCAGCAGGCCAAGAAGGACCAGUACCGACUGGAGCUGGAGGCGCAGAUCCGCGAGCGGGAGGAGCGCAAGGCGGCUGAGAAGGCGCGGCGCAUGGAGGAGGACAUGCGGAAGGAAGCUGAGAUGGCGGUUUACGCCAUGCACGGCGGCAUGGGCGGCGGCCGGGGAGGCGGCGGCGCGCCGCUGCGGGACGCCGCGGGCAACAUUGUGGCCAAUCUGGGCCAGUUGAACCGCGUUAACAGCGGCAUGGGGCCGGGUAGCCCGGGCAGAAUGGGCGGAAUGGGCAUGGGCGGCGGACCGCCGGAUUUCGGCAUGGGCGGUGGUCCUAUGGGCGGCCCGCCGCCUGGCAUGGGCAUGGGCAUGGGAGGGAUGCCGCCUCCAGGGAUGGGCAUGGGUGGCAUGCCGCCGCCAGGCAUGGGCGGCGGACCGCCCAUGGGCAUGGGAAUGGGGAUGGGCGGACCGCCCGGUAUGGGCGGCGGCGGCCCCAUGGAGGGCGGCCCGCCGGGUGUGAUGCCCAACUUCCGGUUCCGCAGCGACAACGCCUACCUGACGCCCGGGGAGCUGGACAACAAGCAGCGGCAGGCGCGUGAGCUGCAGGAGGCGCUGGAGCAGCAGAUACAGGAAAAGCGUCGUGCCAAGGAGCUGGAGAAGCAGCGCGAAAUACAGGAAAUAGCGCGCGAGGAGGCGCGCUUCCAGGCCAACGCGGGGCCGCAGGCGGCUAACGCCGCGGCGGACGCGGGAGGCCGUUCUAGGGACUCCAAAGAGGUGGUGGUGGACGCCUGGGAGAAGGCACGGCUCGAGGCGGAGGAGGCACGGCGCAAUAAGUUCGCCGCAAAGCGUGGUGCCGGAGGCGCAGCGCCGUCGGCAGGUGGCGGAGGCGACGGCGGGCCUUGGGGCGAUGGCGGUGGUGGCUUUGGUGGCGGUUUCGGUGGUGGCGGAGGCGGCGGUGGGCCGGGGUACGCACCGGAGCCCCCACCGCCGCCGCCGCCGCCGCCUCUGACUCAGCCGCUCCAGCCUCCGCCAAUGCCGCCUCCGCCACCACCUCCGAUGCCCAUGCCGCCACCGCCACCCUUAUUCCCGCAAGACCCGCUGCUUCCACUGGGCGGCGGCUCAGCAUUACUAGAUGCGCUGCCUAGGGCCACCGCCACAACGUUGCCCCCGGCCACGCCGCUGGUGGUGGAGAAGGUACGGCAGGUGGCGGCGGCGGAGCUGGCGGCGGUGAAGCAGGAGCUGGCGGCGGAGGCGGCGCAGCUGCGGGAGGUGGUGGCGGCGCAGGGGCAGCAGGUGGCGGCGCUCAAGUCGCAUGCGGAGCGGCUGGAGGCGGAGGCGGAGCGCGCGCGGGGGCACGUGGCGGCGAUGCGGGUGGGCAUGCUGCAACGAGCACUCAGCGGCGCCGGGUUCGCGCCGCAACCGGAGGAGCCCGAGCCCUUGAUGCGCGCAAUGGCGGAUUACGACCGCGUCGUCCUGACGGGGGCUCAGGCGGCGGCGGCGCCAGCAGCGGCGCCGCCGCCGGCACUUGUGGACAUCGGGCUGGACUUGCCGCCGACGGCGGUCGAGCUGCGCCGCCAGGCGGGGCCGCCGCCGAUGUUCGACAUGGGCCCUGUCAUCCCGCCCAUGAACAGCGCCGCGCUGAUGAUGGACAACAUCGCCGCCAGCGCCAUCAACGCCAGCGCCGCUAACGGCGCGGCGGCGGCGGGCGCUGCCGCCAGCGACGGCGGCAAUGGGCGGCCGCUGACCAGCGGUCUGCGCACCAUCAACCCCUUGGAAGCCUCUAUGGCGGCUGAGAGUGUGUUUAUCUUCCCGAAUGGACGUGAAAUGGGGAGGUACACGAACGCCGCGGCGGCGCGCGGCCAGCCCAUGCCUUCAACAACCAACAUGCCGACAGCGAUAUCUCCCGUCCAACCGGCAGCGUCAGCAGGGCCGAGCUCCGGCGGCGGUGUUAGCGGCGGCGGCGCGCUUCCCUUCCAGUCACUGCACAUGACUACCGGGGUGGGAUCUGCGGUCGGCGAGAUGCCCAUGGUGGCAACCACGCAGGAACUGGAAACGGGCCCUGUGCCGCAGACUCCCUUGGACCGCAGCAUGGCGCAGUCGGCGGGCGGGGCGCUCCUGGGGGCCUUGGGAACCACCCACCCUGCGCCACCACCGCUCGAGCCCCAGGACAGCAGUGGCGGCGGCGCGGCGGGGGCACUGGGUGGCGGUGCGGCGCCGCGGCGGCAGGCCUCGGGCCGGCGGCGCAGCGCCGUGGCUAUGGACCCUCUGGAGGUGGACUUGAUGCUGAGUCGCAACCAGGAUAAGCUGGCACUGCUCAAGAGCAUGACCGACCUGCCCGGCGGCGCCACCAGCAUUGAGGCCCUGGACGAGUUCCUCUCACGCUACGCGGCUCAGCGCCCCGGCCUGCCCGAGCGCACCGCCACACCCGUCCUUCGGAUCAACACACCCGACCUGGAGCUCGGCCGCCCCAGCGACGGCCCCGGCCUCGCCACCGCCACCGCCGCUGCGCCCUUCUUCGCCUACCCUUCCGCUACCGCUGGAGCCCGGGCUAGCACUCAAUCCCAGGACGCAGCAGCGGCGGGAAGCAGCGCCCAGCUCCCUGACGCAGCCAUCGCUGGAAAAACCGCUUCCGAGGCCCAGCCUCAAACUGCAGCCGACCGGCCGCCCAGCCAGCCCAACAGCCGACCCACAAGCCAGUCAAGAAGCCGGCCACCCAGUCAGCCCACAGCCGUACCCAUCUACUCCUCAAGAUCCAACAGCGAGGGGCCGCUGCCCAUGGGUGGCGGCCGGGUGCUGUCGACAGGCGGAGGCGGCAGCGGUAACGGCCGUGCUGCUGCCGGCAGCCUCCCAGGCACCCCCGACAAGCCGGGCACGUUGGCCAUGACUCGGCGGAACUCCUUCACCGGGGAGCGGCCGCCCCAGGAGGGGGUGCUGUCGCAGCACUUUGAGCCGCUGCUGGUGGGGUCGCGGCCCGCCAGCGGCGCAGGAGGCCUGGGCAGCACCGGCAGCGGGCUGCGCAACGCCAGCCCCCGGCCGCCCAUGCUGCCCAAUACCCGGUACAGCAGCAGCGGCGCCGGUGCCGGCAACGGCAACCCCAGCACCGGUGGUAACCCGGGCAGCACCGGUGGCGCCGCCGGCCGUGCCGAGAGCGGCAGUCGGGCCGGUAGCGCAGUCGGCGGCCGGCCACCCAUCCCCUCGCACACCCCACUCGCCACCUCCUCGCGGCCGGUAUCCGGCGUCCUGGCGGGGGGCGACACCGAGCGGCGCACGCAGACGCGGUCCGUACGGCGCCCCAGUCGCGAGCUGAUCGACGACAGCGGCCUCGCGGACUCCUCCACGUUCCCUAGCUACAGCCCCUCCGCUGCCGGCUCGCCGGGUCAGGGGCGGCCGCUGCUGCUGUCCCGAUCCCGCUCGCUGAAUGCAACUAAUGGUGGCGGGAAAGGGCCCGGCGGCGGCGGCGAUGGGUUAGAGCCGCUGCCGGCGCCUCCCCCAGAAGACAGUCUGGAUGUGGAGUUGCGCAAGGUGCUGAGCAUGUCCGGGCAGCAGGGGGGCCGGUCUGGCAGUCAGGCGGGGGGGCAGCGACAAGCGGGUGAGGGGGCGGCAGAGCCCCAGUUCCAGAUACCCCGCUCACCGCUGCUGUCUGGGGCGGCUCGGCCGGGCAGCAUCAGCGGCCAGCGGGGGAUCACGGGCGUCAGCGGGGGCGGGACGGGUGCUGCUGGGGUGGCGGCAAGCAACUGAGUCUGGGUUUGCUCGUCCUAGAUGCCACAGCAUUAGUCGGCAUCUCGUGUCUUUCUAGACGAUGUAUACAGCGUGUACCUAGAGCCUUGUGGUGUACGGUGCCGAAGUGGCAUUUUUUGCGCCUAGCUUGUGCUUCCGUAUGUAAUAUUGGGUACAGUGGAUACAGGAUGCUGUGUUGUUAUGACUGCAGACUGAGCACGCUGGGGAAGCGCGGGGAGGCAGUAAUAAGAAGCGUGCAACCGUUGCAGGUUAUUGGUAAUCGUAGUGGGCUAUGGAUAGGGUACCUUGUGAAUUUGGAGUGGAAUGGGAUUGCGAGCAGCACGGCGCCUCGCUGAAGGCUUUCCUAGGUGCAUCAUACAACUUGGGCGCUGUGCAGGCCUCGAAGAAUACGGUAUAUGCUCCUUGAUAUACUUCAUGGCAACAUCGUGUCACCUGGCAUGCGGACCUGACCCCGGGGUUGGUGCAGCGCAUCCGGAUGCGAAGGGACUGGGUGUUGCGGCGAAUUGUCUGUGCCUCUCGUGCGAUUAUUAUGGGGGAGUCAGAACGACUCAAGUGCGACGCACAACCCUAAUAAGGUCCUUCUAGGCUAUGCCGCAAAAUUAAGUCAGUGGGAUCAAUAGUCCAUCUUCAUGUAAGGGUUAAACCUGCCUACUAUCCUGCCACACUGCUAGACACCGCUACUUAGUUUCUGUCGACCAAUUCGUAUGCGUUUCGUUUCAUUUCGUGGAAGAAGGGUGAGACCCUCAAAGGAAACCUUUUCCCGAAGAAGACACUGGUUCUUAUAUUGUCCUGUUGUUUGCUGCUAUCGUGGGGGUUCAUUCUGUCCGCUAACUGUCUUCUGACUUCAGAGAUGCUGGCAACCAGUACCUACCUAAUAUCGCUGGCGCCCCACACAGAGAUGAUUUUUGCACAUUCCAUCUAGUCUGUGGUAUUUAGCCAACUGUCUCGUCUUGAAUUAACGUGCUUCCCCUGCGCAAAAUGCGCUACUUCCCUUCCAUCCGUACAUACGGCACCGGCCGACACCGUCAUUUGGCAAAGGCUUUAAGGAACAUCACAGAGAUUUUAUCUACACUUAAUUGUUCGACUCGUAGCCUCUACUGCUGAUGUCGAAACUACCGGUAGUACUUCUUAGCUAUGGCAGCCAGUCAGCGGCUGUUCAACUUUCUGGAGGAAGAACCCCAAGUUUUUUCACACCAGUACUCAGCACAAUAUGCUCUGGACUCGCUGGUCUGCGAACAGCUGCCUAAGCUUCCCGUAAACUAUGUGAUGGCUGCAGCUUAUGUUGGACCCACGUAUUGGCUAUGGAGGUCGGAACAAAGAGGAGUUCUGUGGAGAAACAAUGCUUGGCUACGUGAAGUCGACAAGGGCUCAUCAUGACUACCUCAAUUGAAGACUCAAGCGCGACCAAGGGCUCCUCUAGAUGACCAAGACUGAAUAUGCCAACACGACCAAUGGCUCAUCUUAACGGUCAAGACUGAAGACGCCUGCCUAACCGGCGGGUCCGGGAAAUUGUGAGGGCGCAUGGCCUGGCAAGCCAAGUAAGAGUAACAUGAGGAGUGUACGAUAAGCGAUGAUGUGAGCCCGCAUGGCCUGGCAAGCCAAGAGUGGCAUGAGGGGUGUACGAUUAGCGAUGAUGUGAGCCCGCAUGGCCUGGCAAGCCAAGAGUGACACGAGGGGAGUACGAUUAGCGAUGAUGUGAGCCCGCAUGCCCUGGCAAGCCAAGAGUGGCAUGAGGGGUGUACGAUUAGCGGCGGUGUGAGCCCGCAUGGCCUGGCAAGCCAAGAGUGACACGAGGGGUGUACGAUUAGCGAUGAUGUGAGCCCGCAUGGCCUGGCAAGCCAAGAGUGACACGAGGGGAGUACGAUUAGCGAUGAUGUGAGCCCGCAUGGCCUGGCAAGCCAAGAGUGACACGAGGGGUGUACGAUUAGCGAUGAUGUGAGCCCGCAUGGCCUGGCAAGCCAAGAGUGGCAUGAGGGGUGUACGAUUAGCGAUGAUGUGAGCCCGCAUGGCCUGGCAAGCCAAGAGUGACACGAGGGGAGUACGAUUAGCGAUGAUGUGAGCCCGCAUGCCCUGGCAAGCCAAGAGUGGCAUGAGGGGUGUACGAUUAGCGGCGGUGUGAGCCCGCAUGGCCUGGCAAGCCAAGAGUGACACGAGGGGUGUACGAUUAGCGAUGAUGUGAGCCCGCAUGGCCUGGCAAGCCAAGAGUGACACGAGGGGUGUACGAUUAGCGAUGAUGUGAGCCCGCAUGGCCUGGCAAGCCAAGAGUGACACGAGGGGUGUACGAUUAGCGAUGUUGUGAGCCCGCAUGGCCUGGCAAGCCAAGAGUGACACGAGGGGUGUACGAUUAGCGAUGAUGUGAGCCCGCAUGGCCUGGCAAGCCAAGAGUGGCAUGAGGGGUGUACGAUUAGCGGCGAUGUGAGCCCGCAUGGCCUGGCAAGCCAAGAGCGACACGAGGGGUGUACGAUUAGCGAUGUUGUGAGCCCGCAUGGCCUGGCAAGCCAAGAGUGACACGAGGGGUGUACGAUUAGCGGCGGUGUGAGCCCGCAUGGCCUGGCAAGCCAAGAGUGACACGAGGGGAGUACGAUUAGCGAUGAUGUGAGCCCGCAUGGCCUGGCAAGCCA